CCCUGAUGUGGGCUCAGUUAACCCUCCUGCUCCUGGAGCGGAGCCCAGGCGCCCACCCCCUCGGAGGACGAGGACGCUUACACCCAGCGGAAUCAGAAGCCCGUGGCCUGGCCAGCUGCAGGGGUGCAGUGAAGACUGGCACCCAGAUCUGCUGAUGGCAGUGGACGAGCAAAGGCUGGCCUUGUGGUCAGCCUGCUGCCUGUCAGGCCCAAAAGGGAGGGGAUCACAGGCCACAUUCCUCGUGUGGCUGGGCGAGCCUGGGACUCUGGCCCUCAGCCCAGGGGGUGUCCUCCCUCUCCCUCCGGACCCCCUCUACAGGAGAUGGCUUGCUCUCUGAACCCUCAGUGCAGCCUCAGGUGGAGCGAGGGAGGCGUCGGAAGACUUCUCCACCCAGGUGAAUUCCUCGUCUCUCAGCUCGCCAGCCGGGAGGGGCUCCAUGGCUGCCCCCUCGCUGCACCCCUCCCUGGGGCCUGGCAUCGGCUCCUCCCUCGGCUCCCCAGGACAGCUGCACUCGCCCAUCAACGGCAUGGGCCCGCCCUUCUCUGUCAUCAGCCCCCCCAUGGGCCCCCACUCCAUGUCGGUGCCCCCCACACCCGCGCUGGGCUUCGGCACUGCAAGUCCGCAGCUCAGCUCGCCCAUGAACCCCGUGAGCAGCAGCGAGGACGUCAAGCCCCCGCUGGGCCUCAACGGCGUCCUCAAGGUCCCCGCCCACCCCUCAGGAAACAUGGCGUCCUUCACCAAGCACAUCUGUGCCAUCUGUGGGGACCGCUCCUCAGGCAAGCACUACGGCGUGUACAGCUGCGAGGGCUGCAAGGGCUUCUUCAAGCGGACGGUGCGCAAGGACCUGACCUACACCUGCCGCGACAACAAGGACUGCCUGAUCGACAAGCGGCAGCGGAACCGGUGCCAGUACUGCCGCUACCAGAAGUGCCUGGCCAUGGGCAUGAAGCGGGAAGCCGUGCAGGAGGAGCGGCAGCGGGGCAAGGAUCGGAACGAGAGCGAGGUGGAGCCCACCUCCAGCGCCAACGAGGACAUGCCCGUGGAGAAGAUCCUGGAGGCCGAGCUGGCAGUGGAGCCCAAGACCGACACCUAUGUGGAGGCCAACAUGGGGCUGAGCCCCAGCUCGCCGAACGACCCCGUCACCAACAUUUGCCAGGCGGCGGAUAAGCAGCUGUUCACCCUUGUGGAGUGGGCCAAGCGGGUCCCGCACUUCUCGGAGCUGCCCCUGGACGACCAGGUCAUCCUGCUGCGGGCAGGCUGGAACGAGCUGCUCAUCGCCUCCUUCUCACACCGGUCCAUCGCCGUGAAGGACGGGAUCCUGCUGGCCACCGGGCUGCACGUCCACCGGAACAGCGCCCACAGCGCGGGGGUGGGCGCCAUCUUCGACAGGGUGCUGACGGAGCUUGUGUCCAAGAUGCGGGACAUGCAGAUGGACAAGACGGAGCUGGGCUGCCUGCGCGCCAUCGUCCUCUUCAACCCCGACUCCAAGGGGCUCUCGAACCCGGCCGAGGUGGAGGCGCUGAGGGAGAAAGUGUACGCAUCCCUGGAGGCCUACUGCAAGCACAAGUACCCAGAGCAGCCAGGGAGGUUCGCCAAGCUCCUGCUACGCCUGCCCGCCUUGCGCUCCAUUGGGCUCAAGUGCCUGGAGCACCUCUUCUUCUUCAAGCUCAUCGGGGACACACCCAUCGACACCUUCCUCAUGGAGAUGCUGGAGGCCCCACACCAGAUGACCUAGGCCUGCCCGGACGCCCACUGCUCUCCUCCUGAGCCCCAUCCCGCCCUUCCCUCCUGGCCUGCCCGGGCCUCUGGGCACAACUUGGCCCGCUCUGCCCAGGAGCUGCGCUGGCGUCCUCGUUCCAUUCCGACCUGCUUUGGCCCAGGGCAGUGGCUUUACUGGAGCAGCGGCCAGAGUGGCCAGAACUGGUGUGAGACCCGGCCAGGGCUCACCCCUCGGGUUCUUGCGGAAGCCCUGCUGGCACCUUGGGGGGCUUAGGUGGCUACGGGGUCUUCAGGCCCCAGCCCUGGAGCUGCAGGAGGGGGAAGGGAGGCUUUGUUUGGUUGCUGUUCAUUGUUGCUGGUUUUCAGACUUUCUGGCCCUCCUCUGAUGGGAGGGCCCCUCCGCGCCUGCUCUGAGCACUGGUGCGGCCAGGAGGGCUGGCGGGCUGGCGACGUGGCAGGCUGGUGUUUGAUGUGAGGGAAGGUGGGACCCUGGGUGGGCAGCUCCCCUGCGCUCAGAGUGAAGGGUGAGCCGCCCCCUUUUCCAAAGAUAACUUGUGACUUCGCCCCAAACUGGUGACAUGAGCCAACCUCUGCGGGGUUGUGGGGCCACCCCGGCCCCACCUUGCUUUGCUCUACACCAUCCCCCUGGUUUCCGCUUCUCCUCUGUGGUCUCAUCUGGUUGAGGUGCCUGGGCCACAGCACCCUGGUCUCGCCCACCGCACCUUCCCUGCUGCGGGCCUGGAGGACCAGCUCCGUCCUGGGCAUUGGUGCUGCAGGGGCCUCACCGAGGCUCACGGGCCAUGCCCUGUGUCUGCUGCCGACCUCGUGGCCGACUUGGCCACUGGAGGGCCGCUGGCUUGUCCCCUGCAGGGACGCCGAGGGAUUUGGGUGAAUGAGCCAUGGGCAGGGGCAGAAGCGACCGGGUCCUGGAGUGACUCCUGGGCACCGCCUGGGCUCCUGCCAGGCCUCCUUCUCCGUCCCACUGCCUGGUUCUGUCUGGAAGACUGAGAACCUGAGAACCGUUGUGUCCCAGCAUCCUUGGGCCUAGGCCCCCUGGCCCUCAGGACCACCGGCCUGGUUGUUCGCGUCACUCACACAGAGCCUUACAUGGCAGCCCCACUGGGCCCACCCUGGUGAAGGCUGCAGGCUUCAGCCCAGCGGCUUCCUCACCCCCCUGCCCUGGGGCUGCAUGGCAGGGUCUUGGGGUGAGCAGGCCUCUUGCACCACAAGGCCCUCCCUUUGGCCCAUGGAUCUGGCAUUUGCCAAUGGCAGAUGCCUGAACAGGAGUGGUCGACCAUGUGUGGGGGGUCUGCUUUUUUUAGAAGCAGUUCAGAAAUGGGGGAGUGGGCUGCCUUCACUCCAUCUGGCACCGAGGUGUCCUUGGGAGUGGGAGAGGCAGUGACUGGGAGAGGUGGGGCUCGGGCUUCAGAGGCACCUGGGCGGAGGCUGCAGCCGAGUUUGUGCUUGAGCCAGAGGCUGUCAGAGUCCAGAAACAUCUCUGCCCCACCUGCCUUUCAGUGAGGUGGCUUGGGAGAGCUGUCCCUGCCUGCCUGAUCUGCUGUCCUGAGGCGGGGAUGGGGCCCAGGUGAGCCUUUUCUGUGCAGGGCCUUCGACAGCCGUCCCUCACCCAGGCUCCUCCAGGGGUCCAGGCAGCCAGUGGGCUGGGGUAGCAGGCAGUGAGGCCAUGUUCUCGGGCACCCCUGCUCCCUGGUGGGGGCUAGGGACCCGCCACACCCACACCUGGUGCCUUGAGCAGCCGUUGCACCUUCCUCCAGCACAGUCCCGGCCUUGCACCGUGCCCACCAGAGGAGGAACCCAGGGGUAGGCCUCUGUUGCAGGGGUCGGCCCUCACAACCUUGCCCUGCGGCCAUGGGUGGCCAUGUCCACAGCACUGAGGCCCGCCCAGUGCCACCUCCCCAAACCAGGACCCUGCUCUGCCCGCACAGCCUUACCCGCUGCCCACGUCACCUUAGCCCCUCCCAUGGGGUCUCGUGCUCCUUGCGUUUGUCUUGUCGUUGUCAUCUGUACAGCGCUGUCUGUGGAAGGUGACCCGGGAAAACGGCACAUUGCUCAGUAGAGAGGUAGAAUUUGUAUUUAACCAGACCGUCGGUUGUAUUCCAAUCUGGUUCAAUUAAGGUGAUCUUUUUGUAAUUAUUAUUGUUAUUAUUAUUUUGGUGGGACAAUCUUUAAUUUUCUAAAGAUAGCACUAACAUCAGCUCCUUAGCUGCCUCAGCCCAGCUGGAUGGAGGGCUCCCUCUCGGUGUCUCCUCCCAGCCACUGCUUCCUGGCCCUGGGCCCUGGGCCUCGGACACUUGCUCAGCUGUCACCUCCCUGCUUGGGCCCCUGCGGCUGAGGAAUGAAGACCCUGCAAGGCCGGCCCUGCCCCUCCCUGUUGGGGAGCUUGGAAGACACCUACCCAGACCGUUCCCGGGUGGCCUGUGCUCUGGCUGGCCCGUCACCUGGGAGCGUGCGGUCUCUGGGAACGAGGCCCCACCCUUGGUCUCCCGCCACGGGGCCGGCAGAGCGAGUGCCUGCGGAUAACAGCUGGGGUUGCGCAGCUGGAGUCGGCGUGCGGCCUGGUCGGCGCAGGGUGCUGCGCACGUGCCGUGGAGGGUGUGGAGCCGCCCGCCGUCACCACGCAGGAGACGCACGGCCGUUUCCGUGUCUUGUGUUUCUGUUUGAUCAAGACCCCGCCCCCCGUUUUCCUGUAAAUUUGCUUCAUGUAAGCAAGUACCUGAGGACCCCUCCUCUGGUGAAAUCCGGGUUCAGACGAGUAUCUCGAGGUAAGGAGAUGCAUCUAUUUUAAGAUGCUGUGGAGCGAGCGCGGUGCCGGGCCAGUCUUCAGCCAUGCCUUAGCUGGGCCGCGUGGCUGGCGCUGGUAGGACCUGCAAAGACGAAAGAUAAGAGAAAGUGUCUAAAGCAUCGGGAAAGGUAAAAAAAAAAAAAAUCUAUUUUUGUACAAAUGUAAUUUUAUCCCUCAUGUGUACGUGGGUGAUACGCGGGGGGAGGGCUGCUCCCAGACAGGCGAGUCCUGCGGAGGUCACCCGCCGGACUGCCCUGGGGCAGCAGGGCCGGCCUGAGCUGGCUAUGGGUUUCCCUCCCCUCUGAGUAGUUCCCAAGCCUCGCCUGGGCCGCCCUGGCUGCCGGGCCCUCUGCGGCCCCGACUGUGAAUGCCUGCGUAACUUCUCAGCAUCGCGGCCACAGGUGCCGCGGUGUGGGACGAUGGUGUCCGGAUUGUGGAAGAGAAACAGACGUGAGAGGGGAAACAAAAUACGAGCAUUUGAGACUA
Tupaia belangeri chinensis (Chinese tree shrew) is the source of this 5008-nucleotide messenger RNA. It is a transcript of the gene RXRA, whose product is annotated as retinoid X receptor alpha. The record is from RefSeq and is a predicted model, not a curated record. Gene Ontology annotation, cellular component: nucleus. Gene Ontology annotation, molecular function: nuclear steroid receptor activity; zinc ion binding; sequence-specific DNA binding. Lineage: Eukaryota; Metazoa; Chordata; Mammalia; Scandentia; Tupaiidae. The coding region runs from base 437 to 1735 and encodes 432 amino acids. Gene Ontology annotation, biological process: regulation of DNA-templated transcription. The transcript is spliced from 11 exons.